Messenger RNA from Strongyloides ratti, 10935 nucleotides. Its product is annotated as 1-phosphatidylinositol 4,5-bisphosphate phosphodiesterase epsilon-1. Gene Ontology annotation, biological process: phosphatidylinositol-mediated signaling; small GTPase-mediated signal transduction; lipid metabolic process. The coding region runs from base 1 to 10935 and encodes 3644 amino acids. Gene Ontology annotation, molecular function: guanyl-nucleotide exchange factor activity; phosphatidylinositol-4,5-bisphosphate phospholipase C activity; protein binding. NCBI's taxonomy places the organism in Eukaryota, Metazoa, Nematoda, Chromadorea, Rhabditida, Strongyloididae. The record is from RefSeq and is a predicted model, not a curated record. The transcript is spliced from 7 exons.
AUGACGGCUACAAGAGAAUCGUCUAUGGAAAAUAAUGAUCGUUAUACUUUCGGAUAUUCAACAGAACUUUCAAAUCACGAGUCGUCAAUGUGUACUGCCAAACGACUACGACAACGAUUACAAAGGCAACAAUCUGGUUUGUCAGGAAAAUCAGGUAAACGUUAUACAGGAGAGAGUAGCGAAUGCUCUUCUCUUGUUGGUACUCCAACUGACACAGGAAGAUCUUUUACCUUUACCACUGGUCCAAGAAUAUUAAGAGACGAAAGAAAAGUUUCAGUGUGCCAGACAAUGUCAGAAAUGAUUUUAGAAGCAAUCCAUCUUGAAGAUGUUAAUUUAGUUGACAAAAUUCUUGCAACACAUCAGUCUAAAACUUUAUCUUCAUCACCAUCUAUUGGUAGUACUAAUACAUUAACAGACUUAGCUAGUAGACAUAGAACAAAUCAUCGUCGUUCAAAUGCUUCAUCAACAUUAUCUACCCACUCAAGUGGUAAACCAACAUGUGCAUUAUAUAAUUCUCUUCAUAUGGCAAUUGCACAUAAGCAAAAAGAUAUUGCUGAAUUAUUAUUAAAAAACGGAUAUGAUCCAAAUGCUUUAGCAAUUUGUUAUUGCAAAGGAAAUUGUACAUCAUCAGGAAAUAUGCCAAUCACCUCAAUAAUACCAUCCUCAUCCUCAAAUAGUAGAACUCAUUCAAUAACACCGGAAAUUUGUUCUACUUGUAGUGCAAUGAGAGUUAUAAGCAUAAUUGACCAAACACCUUUAGCUGUUGCAGUUAAAGUUCAAAGCUCUGAAAUGAUAGCACUUUUAAUAGCAUAUGGGUCUGAUAUUAAUUUAUCUGAUGAAGAUGGUAAUACUCCAUUAAUGUUAGCUGUUAAAGAAACACCAGUAUGUUGGAAUUGUUUAUAUGCAUUAAUUUUAAUGGGUGGUAAAGUUGAACAAAAAAAUGUUCGAGGAAUUUGUCCUUUAGAUUUAGUUCCAGAAUUAAGAAAAAUUCAAAGUACAUGUGUUGAAACAUUAUUUCAAAUUGCAUGUAGUUGUACUGAACAAAAUAAUAUAAUUCAAGAACAAUAUAUUAAAAAUUCAAAUUAUACAAAUAAUAAGGGACUUAAUUGGAGAUUAAAUGUUGAUAAUGUUUCACAAUAUGAAAAACAUAAUUCUAAUAAAUCACCAUUAUCACCAAGGCCAAGUGCAGCACCUUCAAUUAGUACUAUUUCAAUAUUAGAUAAUGUAUCUGCAAAAGAGUCAGCACGAAGAAAAUCACUUAUAUCAUUACAAUUUUAUAGAAGAAAUAAAAUAACAAGAGAAUGUAGUAUGUUAGAUACAUUAACAUGGGAACAAGCAUGGGAACUUUUACAAAAAAUGGCAAAUAAUCCAGAAUGUCUUAGUUUUAUGGAAACAUCAAUAAAACAAUCAAUUGGAAAAAUUGAAAAUAUACCACAAAAUGUUGAUAGAGAUGUAUUUGAUUCACAUUUAGGUGGUUUAUUACAUACAAUUCUUCAAACUGUUAUAAAUGAAUAUCAAUCAAGUACACCUACAUAUCGAAAAACAAGUAAACAACUUUUAGUUAAUGUAUUAAUAUCAUUAAUUGAAUUUUGUGUACAAUUUAUUAAGACAAAUGGUACAAAUAGACAAUUUGCUGCAUUAAAUACAUUAAAUAAAAUAAUUGAUACUGGAUUGGUACAUUCACUUUUUAAACAAAAUGAUAUAUUAUUUCAUUCAUCAAUACUUUUAAAUAGAUCUCAUAAUUUUGAUUGUGAUGAAAUUGAUCAUAUUAUUCAUUCACCAACUGUUGGUUCAACAUCAUCUCAUGAUGAAUGUGAAUCUACUGUUGAUAAUAUAUUAUAUGGUAAUAUAACUAAUAAUGGUUUUAAAUUAUCAGGAAAUGGUAUUGGAGUAAAAAAGAAAAUAGAUAUAAUAAGUGCAUUAUCAACAGUUGAACCUGAUACAUUAAUAGCUACACUUCAUAAUGCUAUUACAAUGCAAAAUAGAGAAGCUGGUAUUAGAUCUGUUUGUAGUCCUGCUCACAGAUGGAGACAAUGUUGGCAACAUUGUACACAAAUUUUAGUUGCAAGAUUGAUGCUUUUUAUGACAAGUAUUAAAAGUUUUCGUUUAAAAUUAUCUGAAAAACAACAACUUAAAAAUUUAGUUCAAUUAUUAGAACCAACAUUAGAUCCACAAUUAUUAUGUUUACUUUUACAAACAUUAGCUUUAAUUGCCCUAAAUCCUAUAACUCAUAAAAUUUUUAUAGAUAUACAAAUUGAUGAUGUAUUAAUACAAUUAUUAUUACCAUCUGAUGAUUGGUAUUAUACAAAUCAUUCAACAAAAUUUGGCCAAUUUGUUAAAUAUCAUUCUGCUAGAAUACUUGUUUAUGUUGGUUUAGGUGAUCGUAUUGGUUCAAGAAUGAAUAUAUUUCAAACAUUUGAACAAUUAAAUAAUCAAAAAGGUUUAUCAACAACAAAUUGUAAUGAAGAUGAUUAUAUUUAUGAAACAUGUUGUACACCAAAAAUAGUUACAGAAUUUAAUCAAACAGGAAUGUCUGUUGAAGGAAUUUUAUUAAAUUUACUUAAUGAUUUAAUUAAAAUACAACCACCAAUAUCUGAUGCUAUUACAGAAGAAUCACCAACAGCAACAUCACCUAUACAUAUGAUAAAUGAAAAAACUACUGAAAAUGUAAGAAAAAAUUCAACAAUAUUAACAGAAAAAGAAAUUCAUGCAGAAACAUUUAGAUAUAAAGCUAUGACUGUUAUGGAAAAUUUAGAUAAUUUAGAAAUUCAUUUAUGUAGAUUAGGUUUAAUAUUAGAUUCAACAUUAUUAUUAAGAUUAUUAUUACAUAAAUUAUCAUGGGAUUUAAGUUUAGUUAUUAAAAAACGUCAACCAAAUAAUGAUGGAUAUGGAUAUAAAAAUAUAACUGAUCCAAGAGGUUUAUCAGGAAGUAUUAAAAUAAUUGAUAAAAAUGAUAGACAUGGUUUAAAAAAUUUUGUUAAAUCAAAAUCAUUUGAUAGAAGAGAAGAUAAAGAAAAUAAAAAAGAAGAUAAAAAUUUUCUUCGUGUUACACAUGGUUCAAAAACAUCUAAAAGAAUAAAAAUAAGACGAUCAAGUUCUGUUGAAAUACUUAGACCUAAACGUUUUAGUAGUGGUGCUAAAGAUUUAAAAGCUAAAGAAAGAAGAAAAAGAUUAGGAACUGAUACAUCAACAGGAUCUAGUAGAUCAAAAAAAACAACAUCAUCUUCUAAUAGUGUACAAAAACAUUUACCAAAAUAUAUACAAUCAUUAUUUAGAGGAAGAAUGGGUACAGAUCCAUGUAAAAGACAUAGUAGAAGAGAUUCAUCACCUGAAAGUAAUACUUCUGGUUCAGAAGCUGUAUUAGAAUUUGCAAAAAAACUUCAAAAUUAUCCAUUAACAAGAAGAGAUGCUUGGAAACAAACAUAUAAAAGUGCAUAUAAUAAUGAUUCAUUAGGUGAUUCACAUAAAUUUAAAUCAUUAAAUACAAAUAAUUUUUUACCUGAACUUGAAGUUCAAGGUGCUUCACCACCUGAAACACCUUGUAUUGAAUCAUUUUGUAAUGAAAUGGCAUCAGAACAAUUAUUACAAAAAAGACCAUCAAGUCCACAAGCUAUUCCUGGAUUACCAUUAAUUGAAAUUAGACGACCAUCAGCAUUAAGUCAAUUUGAAUUUGGAUAUUUUAUAAAUUCACCAGAAUUAACAGGUAGUGAAGUGUCAGAUUGUGCACCAUUAUUAUCUACAGGAAAUGGUGCACAAAUUAGUUCUAGAAAAUCAUCAGAUGAAUCAUCAAUAUAUGGGUGGAGUUCAAGAGCAAGUUCAGCUAUGAGUCAUAGAAGUUCUUCAGGUGCUUUAAGAUUAUCAACAUAUAGUGCUGGAACAUCAAUAGCAUCAGAUAAUAGUGGACCAUUCUUAUUUUCAUUUGUACUUCGUAAAAGAGCAUCAACUAUUGGAACAAGAAUACCAAUACCAAGAAGAACAUAUUCAAGAUUAUCAAGAGAUAGUUUUCGUGUUCCUGAUAGAGAAUCACCAGUUCAUCUUAUUGCUAUUAGUGAAAUGAAUCCAGAUUUUCAAUGUGUACGUCAAUUAAUUUUAAAUUUAUUAGCUGUAUAUACAAAACAAAAUACAAAUAUUGUUGCAACAAUGAAAGAAUGUGCUGAUGUUUUAAAACAAAUAUUAAAUUCACCACAACAUCCAACAGUAAAAAAUUGGUGUGCAGAAAUUAUUCAUGUUGUUAAUGAACAUGUUGAACCAGAUACAAAAAUUAAUUCUGAAUCAGAUGAACGUAUUAAUGAUGAAUAUUUAGAACUUCAAGAUCAAAUAAUAAGUGGAAGUUUACCAACAUUAAAAGAAGAAGCAUCACUAUUAGCAUCAAUUCAAUUAAGUAUUGAAGAAAAUUGGCCACAUAAUCGAAGAACACAAACAAUAAGAAGACAUUUAUUAAAAGGACAAUUUGGUAGAAUACGUGAUUUAGCACAAAAAAUUAUGGUAACACCAUGGGAAGUAGAUCAACAAUUAUAUUGUACUCCAGCAAGAAAUGGUUUUGAAAAUAGAAGAAGAAGUUCAAUAUUUGAAUCAGAAAAAAGAAGUAAAAGUGUUAAUAUUUUACGUUGUAUAACAGAUGCAGAUACUUUAAUGUCAGCAGAUUUACAAGCACAAUGUUUGCCUGCUGAUCUUAGAGGAGAUAGAAGAACAAUAAAAAUGGUUAGAGAAAGGAAAAGAAAAUUAUUUCAUAGUCAAGUAUAUGAAAGUGAAAUAGGCAUGAAAAAAUUAUAUAUUCAAACAGCUAAAAAAUUAGCAGCAUAUGGUUGUAAAGUAUUUCAAGUUAAAGAAUUAGUUCAUGGAAGAACAUUAAGAAAAACUGUUAGAUUGUUAUGUCUUAGUAGUACAGUUUUAUGUUUAUUAGAUGGGCAAACAAAAAUUGUAUUAAAAAGACAACAUGCUUCAACAUUGCAACAAUGGCGUGUUGGUGGUGGUGUAUCUAAACAUCAAUUAUUACUUGAAUUUCGUGGUGCUAAAUGGCAAUUAAUAGCUCCUACAUAUAAUGUUUUAAAGUCUAUAUCAAUGACUUUAUGGGAAAUAAUGCAAAAUAGUGCCAGUACAUCAAUUCAAAAAAGUUUAAAUACAGCUAUGCAGUCAUCAACUAAUGGAAUUGGUCGUUUUAGUGUAACAUCAACCAGAACAUCAACAUCCUCUUCAUCAUCAACUACAGCAGGAAUACUUUUAAAUGAUGAACCAAUAACACUUUUUAAAUUAGAAUUAGAAAGAUUACAGUAUAUUUUACAUUUUCCUGAAGAAGUUGCUUUUCAAUUAUCAGCAACUGAAUAUCAAUUAUUUUAUAAUAUUCAACCAAUUGAUUAUGUAAGAUAUGUAUCGUGUGAUAUAACAAAUGUACCUGUAAUAGAUAAUCCAAGUCCAGUAAAAAAUCUUGUUAAAAGACUUAGUGAAGUUUCUUCAUGGAUUACACAUGUUAUUAUAUCUCAACCAACACAUGAAGAUAGAAAAAUUGCAUUAUUAGCAAUUAUUAGAAUGAUUGAUACAUGUUGGAAUAUUGGAAAUUUUAAUGCUGCAAUUGAAAUAUUAAUGGGUUUAAAAAGUGAUAAACUUCGUCCUUUUUGGUUAUCAUUAAAAUCUGAAGAAAAAAGAAGAUUUGAAGAACUUUGUGAAAUGUUUUUAUCAAGUACAACAUCAACUCCAUCACAAUAUUUUGUUGAAGCAUUACAAAGAGGACUUGCUAUGCCUCAAUGUAGAUUAAUACCAUUUUUUGGUAUUUUUUUAAGAGAUCUUUAUGCAAUUGUUAAUGAUAUGUCAUCUGUUGUUGUUUUAGGACAUAGUGGUAAUAAAGAUAAACUACAAUUUUUGAAUGAUCAAAAUGGUGAUGAUCAUUUUAGUUCAAGAAUAGGUGUUGGUUGUUUAUUAAAUUCAGACAAAAUCAAAUAUAUUACUGCUGUUGUUAAUAAUUUAAAUGUUUAUCAUGAACAUUAUAAGAAUACUAAUAAAUAUAUACCUGAAAGUCCAAAUUCAUCAAUUGGAAGUAGAAGUGAUAUUGAAAUAAAAUCAUAUGAACCAGUUAAUCCUUUAAGAAAUGGUAAUCAUGGUGUUACAUUUAUACCUCUUGAUACAUCAAAAUUUGAUUUAGAUAUCAUACAAAGAUUACAACAUGGUACAACAGUUAUUCAUUAUGAUCCAGUAACAGGAAGAAGUGUACUUUGUUUAAUAAAAUUAGAUUCUAGUUGUGGUAUAAUAACAUGGAAAAAAAUAAAUUAUGGUAUAAAUAAAGAGGGUAAAGAUAAAAACAAAAAUGAAUCAAAUCCAACAAUUAAAAAUACAUUUAAUGCUGCAACAGCUAUUGGUGAAGGAUUACGACCACUUGGUUUAUCAUCAAAUAUUAUACAAAGACCAUAUGGUGAUUCAAAUUUAGAUGAAGGAUUUAUAAGAUUACGAUAUGUUAAAUCUGUUGAAUCAGUUGAUUCAUAUGAUAUAGAUAUUGAAACUAUAUAUAGAAGACAUAGUUCAGAAGAAAUGUCUGUACCUGUUUUUUGUUGGAAUAUAAAUUAUGGAAUUUUACUUAAUGAAAAUGAAUUUUUAUAUUUUUUAGCACCACAACAAAUUGCCCAUUAUUGGAUGGUUGGAUUAAAUGGUAUUGUUAAAAAAUUACAUGAACAACAAAAUUUACCUGAUAAACGUGUUAUUUGGUUAAAAAUAUUAUAUUUACAAUUAUUUCAAGAAUCUGAAAAAUAUGCAAAAUAUGAUGAUGAAAAUAAAUUUUUUGGUCCAAAACCAAUGGAUGCAUUACAAAUAUUUGGUGGUAAUAUGGAAAGAAUAAAAGGAUGUAUGAUAAAUACUGUUCCAACAACAACUAUACAUACACUUACAAAAUGUCCAGAAUCAAAAGAAGUUGGAGAUACAUCAUCAACUAAAAAUCGUUUAAAAACAUUAACUGGUGCAAUGAAAAAACGUAUGAGAGUUCAAAGUAGAGAUACAAGUAGAAGUCAAUCACCACAACUUAAUUCAUCAUUAGUAAGACCACCUUCUGUUAGAAGUCAAUUAUCAAGUCAAAGUGGACCACUUGAUUUUACCAGUCCUGCAUAUUUUUUAAAACCAAAAGGUGAUACAACAUGUAGUGAAAAUGGUGAUAUAGAUUCACUUUAUACACCAAGAUCAAGAACACCAACAAGUAGUUCAUAUGGUGGUAGAAGUGUUGGUGGAAGAUCUAUUAAAUCAUGGAGAGCACGUGGUGGUGAAACACCAAAUUCUGGUAGUAUAAGUAGUGGUGGUCAAGUGUCAGGACUUAAUGGUUUUGCAGCAAAAGAAUUUCAAGAUAAACCAUUACAUUUAUAUGAAUUUGUUGAAUUAUAUAAAGUUUUUUAUACAAAAAUUCGUACAGAUUUAAAAGUUAUUUUUAAUGAUUUUAUUAAUUCAUAUACACCAAAUGUUAUUGUUCAAAAAAAUUCAAGAGAUCGUCAUUCACCAAGAUUACCAUCAAGACUUGAAUCAAUAUCAAAUCAAUCAUCAAAUGAUUUUCUUCCAUAUGAUAUAUUAACAAGAAAUUCAUCAUUACAAAAUUAUACUAUUAGUGAAAAACAACUUAAAAUUUAUAAUGCUUUAGUUUUUUAUGCAACAAAUCCAAAUCAUAUUGAUACAACAAGAAGUGGUUUUAUGAAUGCUAGUGCAUUAAGACAUUUUUUGUGUAAAUAUCAAAUGGAAAUGGUUGAUGAAAAUUAUACUAUAAAAUUAAUACAAGAACAUGAACCUGAUCCUAUUUGUCGUUCUAAACAACAACUUUCAUUUGAAGGAUUUGUAAGAUAUAUGUCAGAUUCAAAUAAUUUUGCUUUUGUACCUGAAUUAAUUGAAGAAAAUUCAGAAAAUUUUGAUUAUCCACUUAGUUAUUAUUAUAUUAAUUCAAGUCAUAAUACAUAUUUAAAAGGACAUCAAUUAAAAGGUGAAAGUAGUGCUGAAAUGUAUAGACAAGUUCUUAUGAAUGGAUGCCGUUGUGUUGAAUUAGAUUGUUGGGAUGGUGAUGAUGGAAUGCCAAUGAUAUAUCAUGGUCAUACAUUUACUUCAAAAAUUAGUUUUCGACAAGUAUUAGAUGUAAUUAAAAAAUCAGCUUUUGAAACUAGUGAUUUACCUGUUAUUUUAAGUAUUGAAAAUCAUUGUUCACUUCAACAACAAGCAAAAAUGGCACAAAUGUUUAAAACAGUUCUUGGUGAAAAAUUAGUUACUAAAUUUUUAUUUGAGGCAGAUUUUACACCAUAUGCACAUUUACCAUCCCCUAAUCAAUUAAAAAAUAGAAUUUUAAUAAAAAAUAAGAAAAUGAUAUCAGAACCUAUGUGUGGACCAUCAUUCUUUUAUGAAAUACAACAAAAUUGGAAUGAAGAAUCACAAAAUAUGAAUAGAAAACAGAGUAAAAAUUCAUAUGAAUCUAGUACUGCUGAUGAAGAAGAUAUAGAUUGCCUAUUUGAUGAAAAUGAGCAAGAUGAAGAGGAAUCUGAUAUUAUAAGUGAAACUGAAAGCCCAAAAGAGAUAAGAUGUAUUGUUAAAACAGAAAGAAAUGAUAGAAUUAAUAUGAAUGAUAUUAAAAAAAAUAAUAUUAAUAUUAAUUCAAAAAAUGAAAUAGAUGAUGUGAAAUUUAACUAUGAAAAAAAACAACAUGCUAUUAAUGAUACAUUAAAAUCAAAUAAUUUACGUAAACAACCUAUUGUCAGCUCACAAUUAGCACCUGAAUUAUCUGAUUUAGUUAAUUAUUUACAAUCAGUUAAAUUUAAAGGUUUCCCAUCACAUUAUAGUGAUAAUAAAACAUUCCAAAGUAGUGAUAAUCAAAAAACACUUCAAUCAAAUGGUAAUACUUUGUCAAGUUGUAAUAGGUCACGUAUAACAUCAAGUAAUAUACCAAAUUCAGGUUUUCCCGUAAAACGACAAAAAAAUAUUAUAAAUAUGUCUAAAACUGAUUCAUUAAAAAGUCUUGAUGAAAUUAAUAAUUCAAUGACAACAACAGCACAAUCACUAAGACCAAACACAAAUGCUAGUUGUUAUCAGGUUACCUCUUUAAAUGAAACAGUUGCUAGAAAAUUAUGUAGAAAACAUCCUUUAAAAUCAAUUGCUUAUACAAAAGAUCACAUUGUUCGUACAUAUCCAGGAGCUAUGAGAAUUGAUUCAUCUAAUUUUAAUCCUAUUCAAUAUUGGAGUCAUGGAUUACAAAUGGUAGCAUUAAAUUUUCAAACUGUUGAUACAUAUAUGGCAUUAAAUUCAUCAAUGUUUGAACAAAAUGGAAAUAGUGGAUAUAAAUUAAAACCAAAAGCUUUAUGGGAUGAAUCACAUCCAUUAUAUAGAAAAUAUAAUCCAUUAUCUAAAGAACAUGCUAAUCAAUCUGCAUUAUUAGUUAAUUUUACAGUUAUCUCUGGGCAACAUGUUGGUGGAACAUAUAAUAAUUUACAUACAUAUGUUGAAAUUGAAUUAAUUGGAAUACCCCAAGAUUGUAUAAAAGAUAAAACUAAAGUAGUUAGAAAUAAUUCUGUAAAUCCUGUUUGGAAUCAUACAACAAAUUUUAGAAUCUCUUUUGUUGAUUUAGCUUUUAUUAGAGUCUCUGUAUGUGAUUCAUCUAAUAAUGGUCGUGUUAUUUGUCAAAGAAUUAUACCAUUAAAAUGUCUUCGACCAGGUUAUCGUCAUCUACCAAUGAGAACACAAUCAAAUAAACCAAUGGAACAAGCAUAUUUAUUUAUUUUGACAAAAUAUGAACAUGAAGAACAUAUAUAUUUAAAUGAUGAAGAUAAUCUUAAUAAUAUUGCUUAUGAACAAGAAAUGAAUUAUCAAAAUUUAAAAUUAUUUAAAGAUUCAUGUGUUAAAUCAUUACCAAUAUAUAAAAAACAAAUUUUUGUUAUGAGAAUUUAUGGUAUAUCACAAGAUGAUAAUUGGAUAACAGUUGAAGCAGAAGAAAAAACAACUGUUAGAACUGUUAUACAAUUAGCAUUACAAGGUAGUGGAAAAAAUACUGAUAAUGUUGAAGAUUAUUUUUUGGUUGAAGAAUUUGUUUCUAAAACAAAUUUAAAUCCACAUAUUAUUGAAAAUGAGGAACCAUCAGAAAUGAAUAAAUUUAUUAAUCAAAGAAUAUUAUUACCAAAUGAACCAAUUAUGGAUGCUGUUGCAUCAUGGAAUGGUGUUGUAAAAAGAUUUGUAUUAAAAAGAAAAGGUUCUGAUCAAAGUAAUAAGACAUGGUAUAGUAAUAUUAUUAAUAAAAAUGGACCACAAACAAGUAGUAAUACAUUACAAUCACCAAUAAUAUCAUCACCAAAUAAUCAUCCUACAUUUAGAGAAUCAUUAAGUUCAAAUGAUAAAAGAUUUGGUUUAACUGAACCUGUUAAUUUAACACAAAAAUCACUCUCAUCAACACAUAUUCAUGGAAAUUCAUUAGAAGUACAAAAAACAAUAGAAAAUAUUGAGUUACCACCAUUAAUUCUUCAACAACGACCAAAAUCAAUGGGUGAUACAUUUUUAAUUAGUAUUCAUAAUGUUAGUAAAGAACAUCCUUAUGCUAUAUUAAGAGUAAACAUGAGUUCAACAGCUAAAACAAUAAUAAGUCAAUUAUUUUUAAAAUUUAGAAUAUUAGAUGCAAAUGAGAAUGAAUAUAUAUUAUUAGAGGAAGUUUAUGAUGAAUCAGAAGUACAAAAUCGAUUAAAAGGAAAUAAAACAUCAUUAAUACCAUCAAAUGCAAAAAUAAGUUAUAGAGCAUUAGCAGAGGAUGAAUAUUUAUAUAAAUGUCAAAAUCAUUGGGGAUAUGGUGGAAGAUUUGUCCUAGAAAAUAAAAAAGAUACGAAAAAACGAAUCAAUGAACAACCAAGAAAAGUUUCAUUAUCUAAUGUUAGAUCAUUAGGCUUAACAAGAAGAUUUUCAAAGUUUGGUAAAAGUUUAACAAUGGAUGUAAGUAGCAAAGUAGAUAAAUAA